CAGUUGGCCGUGCGAGCAGCAGCAGCAGUCCACCCCAGGGUUCGCACCACGCGACGUGGUUUAGCGCGUCGGGCAUUCCUUGUGAGACUUGCAUGGAUGCAGGUGCAUCCUUGUGAGAACUACAGAGGGGGGCUUUGGAAAAACACUGUUGGAACUACAGGCAAUUACCGAGCACCCCUGUAUGGCUGCAUUUCGGGGAGGGCCCGACGAGGUGCGGGCGCGCCCCGCCGCCACCAAGGACGACGUCAAGCCCCAGGACGACGGCGGCGGGACGCCUCUGCUCCGAGCCGCCCUUGUGGGUGGGGCGCAGGCGGACGGCGAGAGGGCUCCUCUGCCCGUCGUUAAUCUUCUCACCGACGUAGUCAGCAUGUGGCUGAAGCUGGAGAGCGGGCCGCAGAGCGAAGGUCAUAGUAAAAUCGGACUGACCCCGCUACACCUCGCCGCCCUCCAGGACCGCGUGGACAUUGUCGGCGUGCUGCUCGGGGCUAGGGCGAGGUGCGACGUGUCUGAUAAAAUCGGCUGGACUCCCCUGCACUUUGCGGCGGCCCGGGGUUUCGUGGAAACGCUCACGCGUCUGCUAGGGGCCGGCGCAAAGCACGACCUGAAGGCGGAACACGACUGGACUCCUCUGCAUCUCGGUGCCCUCCAGGGUCACGUGGAGAUAGUCAGCCUGCUGCUGAGGGCCGGGGCGCAGUGCGACGUGCGUGACGUAAAAGGCUGGACGCCUCUGCACUUCGCCGCAGCCAAUGGCCACGUACACAUAGCCCGCAUGCUGCUGCAGGCCAGCGCACAGCGCGACGUGCUAGACGGGCACGGCAGGACUCCCCUACAUCGCGCUGCCGACAGGGGCCGCGCUGGCACAGCCCGCCUUCUGCUGAAAGCUGGGGCCAAGCGCGACGUGCAAGACGAGGACGGUCGUGCUCCUCUCCACUUCGCUGCAGAGCGUGGUCACGAGGACGUGGCCCGACUGCUGCUGGAGGCCGGGGCGCAGUGCUACCCGCGCGACAACGGUGACCUCACCCCGCUGCACCUGGCCCGGGGCAAGGUCAUCGACGUGCUCUGGGAGCACACGGUGGGCGCCUCGGUGAGCUCGGCGGAGCUGGUGCGACUCCUGCAGCUGUGGGAGGGGCGCGGCGAGCGGCGGCCCCCACUGGGCGAGGCGGCGCGCCGUGGCGACCUGGAGGCCGUCAAGAGGUUGGUGGAGCUGGGCGCCGACAGGGACGCGCGCGACGCCGAGGGUCGCACACCCGCCCAGCUCGCCGCAGAUGGAGGCCACACCCAAGUGGCGGAGUGGCUGGGCAGCAACCUAUCAAAAGUUGCACCUAUUUCCGCAAUAGAUUGGAAAGUUGUCGAAAUUGUGACUAUACCUUAGUUCUUAGUAACAAUAAUUCUGUGCCCUCCUUUUAGUGUUUUAUUUUUCUACUUUUCGCUUCGAAAGUGUUACGUACCUGACUAGCAUUUAAUAAACGUGAAUAAUAACAUGUGAA
This is a messenger RNA of Frankliniella occidentalis (western flower thrips), 1487 nucleotides long. Its product is annotated as ankyrin-1-like. The coding region runs from base 182 to 1372 and encodes 396 amino acids. The record is from RefSeq and is a predicted model, not a curated record. Gene Ontology annotation, molecular function: protein binding. The transcript has a single exon. Lineage: Eukaryota; Metazoa; Arthropoda; Insecta; Thysanoptera; Thripidae.